AAUGUCGUAAGUGGCCUUCCACUGUUGAAUUAUCCAGAUGUAUGUACUGCCCAGCCCCAGCAUGGGAAAGCAUUUUGUCUGGCACAUUGUCAGUUCAUUGAAAGCAGUCAUCCAGAAGUCCCCACAGAUCUCCGUGGCUUUCUACAAUACUGUGGUGUCCUAAGAACUCCACAGUUGUCUGCAGGUAUAUCACCCAUAGUAUUAUUUCAAGUCCUAUAUUUCAUUUGGGAUGAAGGAAAUGCUAACAGUUGGUUUUCUUGUAGGCAGGGAAAUUCCAGUGAUUUGUUAAACUGAUUUCCACAUUAUCCAUUUAUUUCUUAUUUUAUGACCCUUUGCCAAUUAUUCUUAAUUAGCAAUUUAACUGACCAGGAAGCAGUGGUUCUGAAGUUGAUAAUUGUGUUACUGUCUGGAACCCUAGCCCAGAUACAGUCUGGCCUCUACUUUACCUUUUUAUUAAUCUUUCCUAGAUGAUGUGGAGUCUGCUACCCGGGACACGAAUGUAAGUGAUGUUGAGAAAUUGAAAUCUGUGGUACAGCAAUUGAGCAAUGAAAGAUCCUCAACUGUGGGAAUCUCUGUCAUUGAAUCUCAAGGUAUGUGUUGAAUGCACAUGUAGAGUACUAUUCUUGACUUACAAUGUUGGUUAGAGAGGUGUGAUUGAGAUACACAUAGCCUGUUGUUCUACCUGCAUUUUUUUUGGUAUUUACCUCUUUAAUGGCACUAGUAUCUCUUUACUGUGUUAGAGUAUAUCUCAUUGUUCUAGUUAACAUAAUUUGUUCUACAAGUAUCUCAGGUAACAUAUAGACAAAGUGUGUCCAAAUUUUUCAAUAGUUGCUAUAGUGUUGAUGAAUUUUAAUCUUUACACAGAUUGAUAGCCCACAGAUUUUAUUGUAUGCUUAUAUACUUAUUCCUUGUAGAAAAGUUAGGUUGAUAAUAAUUAUUAAUUUUUUCCUUAACAUGUCCAGGAAAUGCUAGUGUCCUUACGUUAAACGAUGCAGAAAUUAAUACCAUCCUGGAUGAUUGUGUGGAGACGCAUCCAACUACCUGCAACAAGGAUACAGGGGAAAAGCAGGCAUUGCACAAGUGGUCUAGGGGUCAUUUUUUUAUUGUUCGAGGAAGUGGCAUUAUCGACAAGUGGAAUCCAUUAUUCAGGUAUUGUGAUAGUAGAUUAAUUGUAGCUAUUUCAAGUCUCUCGUAGGCUAUAGGAAAAGUGCAUUUUAACAAAGUACAUAAAUGUAUUUUAAGUGAAAUAUUUGUUCAACUAAAGUUCACUUUAUCCCCUUUUUAUUGUUGACAAAGCUGAUUGCCAAACUUUACAGUCCCAUAGUGCAGAAAUCGCACUUCCUGUUCAAAUCUCAAAGUUUUGUUGACCAAUAACAUUUUCGUCAACCCCGCAUAAUGUACAAUUAUUAGCUAAUCAAUAUUGAUCACCAACCAUUGGUUCAGAUGAUACUGAUUAGUGGCCUAGUUGAAUAAGCACAUACACUCAAACAGCAUGAAUUUUCUAUCCAUGUAGGUCCAUAAUAUUAGUGUCGUGGAAAACUGGUCUCAAACUAACCCAAGUAGAAAUUGAAUCAAUUAGAGCAAGUUCCUCUCUUGUCCUCAUCAACCUUUUCUGUAUUUGAAAUUAUGUCAAUAAUCAGUAGCAAUGACAAAUUAAUGCUUAGUUAAUUUUGUUCCUUUCCUUGCAGAUCUGAAAGUCCUUCUCAGGCUUUCCUGUUUUUGAUUGAAUGGAUGCUGGUCACUUUCAAAGACAUUCCUGAAAGUCAAUGGGGUGACAUAUUCUUAUCAUACGACAACAUGUGCCAUGUUGAUGGGAUGAAUGUUGCACGAAAGGCUCUUCCCUUCCAACCACCUUUUGACAACAUGUGGUUAAAAGUAAACAAGAUCAUUGACUCCUUGCACAUUAGUAACCAUAAGUCGGGGGAUUGUAAAGAGAAGUACAAUCCAGCUAAGUUAAAGGACAAGCUACCUGAUGGAAACACCAUGGCAGGAGAACAGACAUUUACCUGGCUUUCCAGGUUUAAAAAAAUUUUAUGUUCAAUGCCCAAAAUCCAUCAUAUGUUCUUCCUGCAUCGAAUGGUUGUUCGUAGAAAUACUUACACCGUGACCUGUUAUAAAAAUGGGAAAAAACCGGUACUCCCUAAGGCUAGGAAAGGCACAUGA
Molecule: messenger RNA, 2163 nt
Organism: Porites evermanni
Lineage: Eukaryota; Metazoa; Cnidaria; Anthozoa; Scleractinia; Poritidae
Source: the annotation of a GenBank genome assembly